AUGGUCACUAGGGUGCAGCGAACGGGGUUCCGGCGUGCGUUAUUUCGAUGGCUACAACCCACGCCACUCAUCUACAAAAAUAUUGCUACUUCUAUAGACCGUUCGUACCCAGUUCUCGGCUUUUGUGCUCGCCAGGUCACAGUAUUAACGUCAAAUGGAGACCAAGUAUCUGCAUUACAGCGACUCGCUGAUGCUUCCAGGAAUUCGUGGCGAUUACGCGCGAUUGUGAAUGAUGUAGAGCAAUCACUACCUGUGGACAAAGGCAGACGAUUCUACAACCGCCGAGUGGUGGAAACGCUGGAACAGAGCGACUACAAUCGUGCUUGGGCCAUCGUGGAGACACUGCAUCGACGUUAUCCGAACAAGGCCGUUCUCUGGCCGUACACGUACAACCUGAUGCUGCGUCAUUAUUGCAAGCAGCAGAAGACGCUGAUGAACUCGAAUCUAAGACGUAUCUUGGCGUUGCUGGACGUGAUGGUGGCUCAAGGCUGCGCAGACCAGACGAGCAUUGAAAUAGCAAUGGCUGCGUGCAGUCGUGCACGGCAUUUACGAAGUGCGAGGCAUGUGCUGGAGAAGAUGCAAGAGGCUGGAAUAGAACCGGACGAAAGGAUAUUUGGCUUUGUAAUCAAUUGCUGUGCGAGGAAGCAAGGACUGGUUAAGAUGGCGGAACGGUGUUUUGAUGAAAUGCUAAUUGCAGGAGUGAAGCCAACAGGGCUGGUUAUUAAGGCCUUGCUGCGGGUGUACUCGCGUGAUUGUGGACGAUCGGAGGUAAUGCGGAAGCUUGUAAAGCGAGCGAGCGAUGAGUUUGAGUUGGUUCCCGACACUGGCAUAACCCGAACGAUGGUGUAUUAUCUUCUGUGUGAAGGUGACGUCGAUGGUGCUGUGCAUUUUAUGCGAAAGGUUGAGAGUAUUUUCCCGUUUGCGGAAUCUAUAAAGCUGCCUGUAAAGCGCCAAGUAGUGAAUGCGCUAGUUGAUGCUUGUCGUCAACGUGGUGAGUGGGAUUUGACUGAAUACGCGCUUACGCUUGUGGACAAGACCGAUGACGAGGACGUUUUAGCUGUCGAUUAUGACCAAGAUGUGCAACAUUCGAUUGAGCUAAAGCAGUUGGUUGCGAAACGUGAUGCUUUAUCUGCGGCGGUAGUCUGGGCGCUGGAUGAUCAAGAUUGGUCUCGAAUGACACGACUGGAACAGAAAGCAUUUUUUGUGAAUCGAAAUCAGAAAGAGAGUUUUGAGCGCGCGUUGGAGCAUAUGCGUUCACGCACGAAAAAGUGGUCAAUUCAACGACUGUCCUUAAAGCUAGAGGGCAAGUUGAGGGUAUUGGAUGAACUGAUUCGCACCAGAAGUGCAACUGCAGACGACUUCAAUGCUGUGUUAGGUAUUUGCGGGAGACAAGGACAGUCGGUAGAUGCAGUGUCCGUUUUGACAAAGAUGAAAAAAUACGCAGAAGUUUUGCCAGAAUGCACGCCGACGACUUGGAGUUAUAACGCGUUGCUAAAUGGAUAUGCAGUUCGUGGUGAUGUUGAACACAUAGAAUCGAUCGUGAAUGAGGUGAUCGACAGCGGUUUACAGCUUGAUCAAGUGACUAUGAACACAGUGAUCAAGGCCUAUAUCGCCAAUGUAAAAGAUAGCAUUAGUCAGGCGCGUCUCAACACUAUGAUGCAAGCGCUAUCAUUUUUUGAGUGGUGUACUAACGACCAGAAACUCAAUCCAGGGACAGCAACUUAUUACUUGCUAUUUCGGUUAUUUGCAACGUACUUGGAGUCACCUUGUGACGAAGAGUUGAUAUAUAGCCACGGCGGCUAUAGUGAAGAAGUCAUGGAUGGCCAAGGCGGAGAACUCAUGGCAUGGAUGGGAGAGUUCAUAUCCAGCACCUGCCACGACGCACCUCUUGGGUCACUGGAUACUGGUGUGUUCAAUAAUGCGUUUGACUAUUACUACCGCCUCGGUGACGUGGAUGAAUCGUUUGCACUAUACAAUUUGAUGAAGAAGCGCGGAUUUCAGCCAGAUGACACAACCCUCGGACUGAUGUUUGCUACAUGCGCGAGCCAGCAGCAGUUUGAGGUGGGCUUAAACUUUCUAGACCAUUUAAUGACCACCGACAGUUAUAAGCCGACGCUGAAGGUACUCAGUGGUGCCAUGCAGCUAUGUGCAAACUCAAAGAACCCGGACGGAGCACUGGAGCUCUUCCGAGCUAUUGAAUCGUCAGGCACAUUUGCGCUUACUGUAGAAACGUACGAGCCUGUGGUGUUUGCAUAUGCUCGGGUUGGUAAUGUGGCUAGUGCCUGGGAGAUCGCAAGCGAGAUGGAAGAGAAACUUGGGAGAGUAUCGAUUAGCAUCUACAACCGCAUUUUGUUGGCGUGCGUAGAAGCUGCUCUUCCUGGACAUGCCCUGGAAGUGCUAGAUGUGAUUCGGCUUAAAGAAGGAGUAACUCCCGACAUUAUUUCUUACAAUACGGCAUUGGAGGCUUUCGUGAGAGCUGGAGAGCGAGCGGCAUGGUGGAGAAAGAACAAAAGCAAUGUGGCGAAGGAAGAUGAUUGCAGAGUUGAUGAAGAUGGCAGGAAUGACGAAGACUAUUGUGACAGUGAUCAUGUGAAGGAAGAGGAGCCUGGUAUAGAGGAUUCUACUUCAGGCAACAGCAGUGUUGUGAAGACGGCGCGAUGCAAAGAUUAUGAGCUUGAACAGCGUGAGAGAGCUGCAUGGGUUCGUGCUGCUGUUCUAGGUCUACUCGACGAAAUGCAGGAAGGCCGAGUGAGACCGGACAUGACUACUUAUGAACGUGCGAUAGCUGCGUGCAGUGUGAACGAGGAUUUUGAAGGUGUGAUCACCAUAUUCGACCGACUCAUUGCCCGUAAGCGAGGUAAGGAUGCUGGUAAGCUGAAAAGCGAUCUCGUGACAGAAUCCUCUUUUUCAGCCUACCUUGUGGCGUGCACAUCAUUGCAAGACAAAGACCGCGUGAUUGAAGCUUCGACACUUCUCCACAAAUGGCACGCCGCAACGGGCCAAGUCCCGCCAGCGUUUGUCGUGGCGCAAUUGUUGGACUCCUUGGAAAGUCUUGGUGAAUGGCGCCGAGCUGUUCGGAUGCUUCCUAAUUGGCGGACAUUGUUUGGCGUUUCGCCUAGCGUUGCUGUACUCAAUCGUGUCAUGCAAAUGUGUAACCAUGCAGAAGAAUACCACCUUGUGGCUCCAAUAUUCGCUACUAUGCAGGAUGCUGCAGCUUCCCGCGUUUACCCCGACGCAGAGAGUUAUAUUCAACGAAUUUAUGCCGAAGAGCAGCGUGAGAAUUGGGUAGCAGCCACGAAUCUGUUCGUAGAGAUGCAGAAAACGUGCCCAAGCGAUGAGAUUCCACAUCAACAGCUUCAGAAGAUUGCAUUAGGUCGCAACAGGUUGCGUCAAAGAGAGCGUUAA
Peronospora farinosa is the source of this 3405-nucleotide messenger RNA. NCBI's taxonomy places the organism in Eukaryota, Oomycota, Peronosporomycetes, Peronosporales, Peronosporaceae. The record is from the annotation of a GenBank genome assembly.